AGAUAGCAACACGAUGCAUCGCUGGCUUGGAAGAACGAAAUAAACAUUUUUUUUUUUUUUUUUCAAAAGAUCUUGUAGUUUAGGUUGAUAGUAGGCCUAUAUUUUGGUAUAUUAUAGUUUGGGAGAGAAAAUGUUUCGAGGUUUUAGUCUGGGUUUCUGUUUGGCAUUAUUUUGCUUCGGACCGUUUGUUUGCAGCGCGUGUCCGUCUCAAUGUAACUGCUUCUUUCACAAAUUAUCAGAUGGAUCCAAAGCAAGGAGCGUACUUUGCAAUGACCCACAGAUUUCCCUGGUCCCACCCAACUUCCCUGCAGACACCUCGAAACUGCGGAUCGAGAAGACUGCCAUCACAAAGAUCUCCGGCGAAACCUUUCACUACCUCAACAGUUUGGAAUUUCUCCGGGUGUCUUUCAAUUCUCUGAACUCUUUGAAUGUAGACAGCUUCCGUGGCCUGAGAAGUCUGGAUGAGCUGAGACUGGAAGGGAACGCUCUCACCUCUUUCCCCUGGGAAUCUCUCACUGAUAUGCCCGACCUGAGGCUACUGGACCUGCAUAAUAAUAAGAUAUCGUCGAUCCCGGCCGAGGCGACCAUUUAUAUCAAGAACCUGACCUACCUGGACUUAUCUAGCAACAGCCUAGCCACGGUUCCUSCUGAGGUUCUCUCUAUGUGGUUAUCUGUGAAACCGUCUCAAGAAGACGGGGACAGUUCCAAAUACAUUCUAGGUCUCCAUGACAACCCAUGGCUCUGUGACUGCCGGCUCUAUGACCUGGUCCAGUUCCAGAAGUCUCCGUCGUCCUCUGUGGUUCUGAUCGACACCAAGCUGCGCUGUGCUGAUCCGGAGAGCCUGUCGGGGGUGCAGUUCAGCGAGACGGAGCUCCAGAGGUGCCAGGGGCCCCGUGUCCACACGGCUGUGGCCCGGGUCAGGAGCUCCCUGGGGAACAACGUCCUGCUACGCUGUGGGACCAUCGGAGUCCCAGUACCAGAGCUGUCCUGGACUCGGGCAGACGGCAAACAGAUGAACGGCACUGUUCAGGAAGAAGUUUCAAAGGAGGGAAUCAUUUGGUCCAUCCUGAGUGUGCCUGCCGUCUCUUACCGGGACUCUGGAAAAUACAUGUGCAAAGCCACCAACUUCGUGGGGACUGCAGAUGCCAUCAUCUCCCUGGUUAUUACAGACUCCUUUAAAAAUGAGGAACAAGGUGGCAGCUCCAAGACUAGAAACCAAAGAGGACGGAAAACCGGUGGAUUUGGGAAAGCUGCCUACCAGGAGAAACUUGUUGCCAGAUACGUACCUCCACUAACCACCACGGCAGCUACGCCAAUCAUCGAGCCACUUGGACCGAGUGGUUUCACAGGGAAGWAUGAUAUCGAGAGCUACAGUAUUUCGGACAGUGUGGCCGAUGGACAGAUGCCCGGUCCUCCUGCCAUGGAGCCGGCGAUUAAGGAAGUGGAGAAGGAGGUUCUUAGCAACCUGGCAGCCAACGCCUCUUCUUUGCAGGCACCGGCGCCGCCGGAGAAACGGGUGGUACGAUCGGUGAAGGUCAUCGGGGACACCGAUCACACCGUCUCCCUGAACUGGCGGUCCCCSACGGCCAAGAACACCACCGAGUUCAGCGUCCUGUAUGCCGUUUUCGGCGAGAGGGACAUGCGYAGGAUCAACGUAGGCGUGGGAAAGAACCGUAUCACCAUCGACGGCCUUGUGCCAAGGACAAAGUACAUCGCRUGCGUCUGCGUCAAAGGCCUGAUCCCUAAAAAAGAGCAGUGUGUAAUCUUUUCAACGGACGAGGCGGCCAGCGCAAGCGGCACCCAGAAACUCAUUAACGUGGUGGUGAUCACCGUGGCCUGCGUGAUCGCUGUCCCCCUGACACUGAUCGUCUGCUGCGGAGCACUCAAGAAGCGCUGUAAAAAGCUACUGGGGAGGAAAUCCAAAGAUAUUCAAGACUCAUACGUAACAUURGAGACACUCUCCCCGGGACAGAAGCCUAAGGGGAUGGAGGGGGAGUACCUUGCCAGGCAACAGCCAGGCGAGUCCAACAGACUGCUCUCUGCUAGGUCCAGUGUGGACUCUGAGGCUACUUGUAGGAAUGAGGGACCCCCUAAUGAGUACUUUUGUUGAUACCAAAUGAAGGCCUCAACUUUUACAGGGCAGAGAAGUCUGUCCUUUCCAAGCAGAACUUAAGUUGAUUGGUUGGUGUCAGGGUUGUGUGCAGAGAUGUAGCGGAGUCAAGCGCAGGACACAGGAGUUGAGCAAAACUACGGCGUUUACUCAAAAUAUAAGCAAAAAUUCCUCAAUGGGAAUAUAACAAACACACAAGCACUAACAACAACCACUAACGAAACAAACAAUCACGGACAGAACAGAAAUGAAUGC
Molecule: messenger RNA, 2365 nt
Organism: Salvelinus sp. IW2-2015
Lineage: Eukaryota; Metazoa; Chordata; Actinopteri; Salmoniformes; Salmonidae
Product: leucine-rich repeat, immunoglobulin-like domain and transmembrane domain-containing protein 1
Cellular component (GO): endoplasmic reticulum membrane
Molecular function (GO): protein binding
Source: RefSeq, a predicted model, not a curated record